GGGAUGAUGUGGGAUGGUGCUGCGAAGUGUUGGUAUGUUGUGGGAUGCAGCAGCUGGGAUGAGAUGUGCUGGGAUGUGCUGGGAUCAUCCUUGGACUUGCUGGGGUGUUGUGGGAUGGUGCUGGGAUGUGCUAGGACUGUGUGGGAUGUGCUUGAAUGGUGCUGAGAUGGUGCUGGGAUGCUGAGCGCCAGCCAGCUGCCCACGUGGCAGCUCUGCAACUUGCAUAACUCUGCUACGCAGCUGCGUAGAUGGCAGCGUGUGAUGGAAAGUUCUCCUCAGGCUUUGGGUGCAGAAGUGCCUGCAGGGAAGGCCGGGCCAAAAUCCUUGGCUGCCUGCCGUGCUGGAGCCCCACAGGCGUCCCAGGGGUGGCUGUUGUCUUUAUUGACUUCACCAAAAAGACCAUUCGGUUCAAUCCUUUGUUUGUCUGAAAUGUAUUUUCGUGCUUUGUGUUCAGGUCCUGAGAGACAGAAAGAGGCAUGGAGAAUUGGAGAAUAUCCGCAGAGGCUCUGCCAUGUCCUGAAGAAAAUGGUGAAGGAGAAGGCAGCACAGGGUCCUGAGAGACAGAAAGAGGCAUGGAGAAUUGGAGAAUAUCCGCAGAGGCUCUGCCAUGUCCUGAAGAAAAUGGUGAAGGAGAAGGCAGCACAGGGUCCUGAGAGACAGAAAGAGGCAUGGAGAAUUGGAGAAUAUCCGCAGAGGCUCUGCCAUGUCCUGAAGAAAAUGGUGAAGGAGAAGGCAGCACAGGGUCCUGAGAGACAGAAAGAGGUAUGGAGAAUUGGAGAAUAUCCGCAGAGGCUCUGCCAUGUCCUGAAGAAAAUGGUGAAGGAGAAGGCAGCACAGGGUGGGUGUCUUUCUGUCUGUUCACUGAAGGACUGGGGAAGCAGAGUUUCUAGAUAGAUACAUGGAUGGGAUGCAGGUGCU
Messenger RNA from Tympanuchus pallidicinctus (lesser prairie-chicken), 918 nucleotides. RefSeq lists its product as uncharacterized. The coding region runs from base 178 to 894 and encodes 238 amino acids. The record is from RefSeq and is a predicted model, not a curated record. NCBI's taxonomy places the organism in Eukaryota, Metazoa, Chordata, Aves, Galliformes, Phasianidae. The transcript has 5 exons.